UCCCCAGGGGCCGCCCUGCCAGCCCAGGCUGGCCCAGCUCACCACACGUGCACCAUGAAGUACCCACUGGUGCCACUCGUCAGUGACUUCACGUUUUCUUUCCUGGUGUUCUGGCUCUGUCUUCCCGUGGGCUUGCUGCUGUUCUUACUGAUCGUCUGGUUGCGCUUCUUACUUAGCCAAGAUUCAGAAGAAAAUGACUCAGAUUUAUUAUGCUUGGAUUGGGAGCCAUGGAGCAAAGGCCCAGCCGAGUUUUGCUGGGAAGGGAAACUCCAUAGCCAAGAGGAGGAGAGGCCUGGCUGGUGA
Messenger RNA from Choloepus didactylus (southern two-toed sloth), 303 nucleotides. RefSeq names its product adipogenin (gene ADIG). Gene Ontology annotation, cellular component: lipid droplet; nucleus; cytoplasm. The transcript has 2 exons. Gene Ontology annotation, biological process: brown fat cell differentiation; white fat cell differentiation. Lineage: Eukaryota; Metazoa; Chordata; Mammalia; Pilosa; Megalonychidae. The record is from RefSeq and is a predicted model, not a curated record. The coding region runs from base 55 to 303 and encodes 82 amino acids.